Molecule: messenger RNA, 1794 nt
Organism: Musa acuminata AAA Group (dessert banana)
Lineage: Eukaryota; Viridiplantae; Streptophyta; Magnoliopsida; Zingiberales; Musaceae
Product: 3-ketoacyl-CoA synthase 6-like
Exons: 1
Coding region: 95-1594 (499 amino acids)
Biological process (GO): fatty acid biosynthetic process
Cellular component (GO): membrane
Molecular function (GO): acyltransferase activity, transferring groups other than amino-acyl groups
Source: RefSeq, a predicted model, not a curated record
UUCUACUAGGUAUCGAGGAGCGCUGCGUCUCGCCCGAUUCGACUGUUUGCACUCCUUUUUCGAUCUUGCCUUGUUUAGCUGGAAAGAUUAGAAGAUGCCGGCUGAGCCAUUGCCGCAGUUCUUGAGCUCCAUCAAGCUCAAGUACGUCAAGCUUGGGUACCAGUACCUGGCCAACCACAUGCUCACCUUCCUCCUCAUUCCUGUCAUGGUGGCCGCUUUCUUGGAGGCGGCUAAGAUCGGCCCGGACGAGCUCGUCUCCCUCUGGAGGUCCCUCGGCAUCAAUGCCAUCCACGCUUUGUGCACCGUCCUCCUCGUCGUCUUCGUCGCGACCGCUUACUUCAUGUCGCGGCCGCGCCCGGUGUACCUGGUCGACUAUGCCUGCUUCCAGCCGGCAAGGAACUGCCGCGUGCCCUUCGCCACCUUCUUCGAGCACGCCCGCCUGAUGCCCUUCUUUGACGAGAAGAGCGUCCGGUUCCAGGUGCGCAUCCUGGAGCGGUCGGGCCUCGGCGAGGAGACCUGCCUCCCGCCGGCCAACCAUUAUAUCCCACCGUGCCCCUCCAUGGAGGCGUCCCGGGCCGAGGCCCACCUGGUAAUCUUCUCCGCAAUCGACGACCUCAUCGCCAAGACGGGCCUCAAGCCCAAGGACAUCGACAUCCUGGUCGUUAACUGCAGCCUCUUCUCGCCGACGCCGUCGCUGUCCGCGAUGAUCAUCAACAAGUACAAGCUGCGCAGCAACAUCAUGAGCUUCAACCUCUCCGGGAUGGGGUGCAGCGCGGGGUUGAUCUCCGUCGACCUCGCCCGCGACCUCCUCCAGGCGCACCCCAACUCGUACGCGCUCGUCGUCUCCACCGAGAUUAUCACGCCCAACUACUACGCCGGCAACGAGCGGUCGAUGCUCCUCCCCAACUGCCUCUUCCGCAUGGGCGCCGCGGCGGUGCUCCUCUCCAACCGCCGCCGGGAGCGGGCCCGCGCCAAGUACCGCCUCCUCCACGUGGUGCGCACCCACAAGGGCGCCGACGACCGGGCGUACCGCUGCGUCUACGAGGAGGAGGACGGGGACGGCAACUCCGGGAUCAAACUCUCCAAGGACCUAAUGGCCAUCGCCGGCGAGGCGCUGCGGUCCAACAUCACGGACGUGGGACCGCUGGUGCUGCCGGUCACGGAGCAGCUCCGCUUCCUGGCCAGCCUGGUGGCGCGGCGCCUGCUGGGCUCCCGGGGUUGGAAGCCGUACAUCCCGGACUUCAAACGGGCGUUCGAGCACUUCUGCAUCCACGCCGGCGGGCGGGCGGUGAUCGACGAGCUGCAGCUCAACCUGAGGCUGUCAGCGGCCCACGUGGAGGCGUCCCGCAUGGCGCUGCACCGCUUCGGCAACACGUCGAGCAGCUCGCUAUGGUACGAGCUGGGCUACAUCGAGGCCAAGGGCCGGAUGCGCCGCGGCGACCGCGUCUGGAUGAUCGGCUUCGGCAGCGGCUUCAAGUGCAACAGCGCCGUGUGGCGUUCCCUACGCACCGUCGCCACCCCCGUCGACGGCCCCUGGUCCGACUGCAUUCACCGCUAUCCCGUGCACAUCCCCGAGGUCGUAAAGCUGCUAUAAUUCCACCGCUUUCACCCCCUCUCAUGCGUCCAUCAAUCCAUCCUCUCUCUCUUCUUUAUGUCAUAUCUACAGUGUCCUCGGCCAGUCUUCAUGGCGUCUUUAAUAUUCUGUGUUGGGGGUACGACAGAACAGUGGCAUGGCAUGUUACUGUACCACGUCUGGUUGAUGUUAUGAAUGCAUUGUGAUGGCCUGAGCUGGUA